This is a messenger RNA of Lotus japonicus, 597 nucleotides long. Its product is annotated as NAC domain-containing protein 83-like. NCBI's taxonomy places the organism in Eukaryota, Viridiplantae, Streptophyta, Magnoliopsida, Fabales, Fabaceae. Gene Ontology annotation, biological process: regulation of DNA-templated transcription. The record is from RefSeq and is a predicted model, not a curated record. Gene Ontology annotation, molecular function: DNA binding. The coding region runs from base 1 to 597 and encodes 198 amino acids. The transcript has 3 exons.
AUGGGGGACCUGAUCAUGACUUAUGAGGACAAGGAUGGACGUGUUAGGUUGUUACCGGGGUACAAGUUUGAUCCCACUGAUGAGGUUCUUGUGGAUUUCUACUUGAAGAGAAGAGUCUUUGCUCAACCUCUUCCUUUUCAAAUCAUCUCAGAUUUUGAUGUGUUUCAGACCGAGCCUUGGGGUCUGCCAGGAGGAGAUGGAAAGAUUUUCAAUGAGCGGAAGUGCUUCUUCUACAACACGAUGGGUCAUGGCAUUGAAAACCUUGACGUGAGAGUUGUUGGAAGUGGAGAGUGGAGAGUUAUGGAGAAAGGAAAAGAUGUUCCUAUCCCUCAAAACAAAAAGGUGAUUGGGAAGAGGAACACUCUGAAAUUCUGGAAAGUGCAAGGAGCCAGUGUUAGGAGGACCAAAUGGGCUGUGUACCGAAUCUUUCAGAAUGAGGACGCAAAGGAGAAGGCAACAGGUUCUAAUGGUGAAAUCUCAAACGGUGGCAGAAAUACUACAAGUAUUGAAGUUAUUGAUUUCAAUGUUAAGCGUGGCAGUUUCUCAAAUCUUCCCCCAAUGACCCCUUCCUCAAGUGAGGGAACUGAAUCUCCUUAA